Messenger RNA from Lates calcarifer (barramundi perch), 7082 nucleotides. It is a transcript of the gene ntm, whose product is annotated as neurotrimin. The record is from RefSeq and is a predicted model, not a curated record. NCBI's taxonomy places the organism in Eukaryota, Metazoa, Chordata, Actinopteri, Centropomidae. Gene Ontology annotation, cellular component: neuron projection. The coding region runs from base 509 to 1579 and encodes 356 amino acids. The transcript is spliced from 8 exons.
ACAUAGCUAGACAGAACCCAAAGUGCUCGGAGAACAGAGCAGCGGCAGAGAAACAACUCAUUUGCAGCCGAUGCUAAUCGCAAACUUGGCAUCUUUGCUUUCUUUUGAAAAUGACUCGUAUCUUUGAAUUCGUCUGCUUUUAGACAUAUUUAGGUUGCUGACGAACAGUUUAGAUACCGAUCGAUUUGUCGCUUGUCUAUGACUCAUAUUUAAAAACUUGAAACUAAAAGAAACAGGGACACUGUAACCCACCGAGCCAGCAGGAGAAAUGACUUUUUCUUUUCCUUUUUUCAACAAUAAACAGUGCAUGUUUUACAGUGCAGCCAGAUAGGGUCGAGUGUCUCCUCCUCGGCAGUCCGCGGAUACCUGGCGAGAAGAUUUGGAUUAAGACUAAUGAACUGGGGGUAAAUAAUCUCCACGGGAGCGUUUACGGGGCGAAAACCGACUCAUUGUCUCGCUGUGGGAUUUGUUUUUUUUUUUUUUUUUUGCACCUCUGAAGCUGAAGACGAUGUCUGUCCGGAGAUACUUUAUCGCUUUUUACAAAUGCACAGUUCUUCUCUCUCUGAGGAUUUUGGUUCUUGUGCCUGCAGGGUUGCCAGUCCGCAGCCAAGGGGAUUCUCAAUCCGACAACAAAGUGAUGGACAACAUCACCGUCCGACAAGGAGAGACGGUCUUUCUCAGGUGUGCACAAGGGGACGUUGUCACACACACAGCAUGGCUUAACCGGUCAAGUAUACUGUAUGCUGGAGAAGACAAAUGGUCGGUGGAUCCCAGAGUGAGUCUUGUAACCCUUAAUCAAGAGGAGUUUACCAUCAAGAUUGAAAACGUGGACAUGACAGAUGAGGGGCAGUAUGUGUGUGCGGUCCAGACAAGCAGUCGACCAAGAACCACCUCAGUGCACAUCCUUGUCCAAGUACCACCGAAAAUCAUCAACCUGUCAAGAGAUAUUGUGGUAAAUGAAGGCUCCAAUGUCACCCUGAUGUGCCAAGCCAGUGGUAAACCAGAGCCUUCUAUCAGCUGGAAACUCAUCUCUUCUUCAGGGGACCUAGCAUCAGAUGAUGAGUACCUGGAAAUCCCAUCUAUCUCCAGACAGAGAGCAGGGACGUACGAAUGCACAGCUGUCAAUGAUAUUGACACAGAUGUUCAGACUGUAGACAUCACCGUCAACUAUGCUCCAACUGUGUCAGAGGGCAGAGAUGUUGGAGUGACUCUGGGCCAAAGAGGAGUGCUGGAGUGUGAGGCUGAUGCAGUGCCUGAGGCAGAUUUUGAGUGGUAUAAAGAUGACAGAAGGAUCUUCAAUGGCUUUGAUGGCAUGGAGAUUGUGAAUACUGGAUCACUGUCAAAGCUGACAUUUUUUAACGUGUCUGAUGGAGAUUACGGCAACUACACCUGUGUUGCCAUCAACAAACUUGGGAGCUCAAACACAAGUUUCCUUCUGUAUGUGGUAAUUGAACCCACUAGCUCAACACUAUUGCAAGGGCCGAGAGCAGUUCAGGAUGGUAGUGGCGGCGCAAUGGGAGUGCAUUCACACACCUGUCUCCUCUUCAUAGUGUUUCUGCCGUUCCUGCUCAGAUUUUAAAGAAUGGAUUUGAACAUAAGUAUUGUGUGUGUGUGUGUGUGUGUGUGUGUGUGUGUGUGAGAGAGAGAGAGAGAGAGAGAGAGAGAGAUAGAGAGAUAGAGAGAGAAAGAGAGAGAGAGAGAAAAAGAGUGUCUGUGUGUUAUUUUUUUUUCAACCUGAACCAUAAACUGAUGCACAGUAGUGCAUGGUAUACCAAGCUAUGUAAUAAUGUUGACACACUAGUUAAGUACAUAACAAAAGUUUGUUUGUUUGUUUGUUUUUUAGUUUAAGUUUUAAGGAUGUAACAGAUGUUUCACAUCUUAACUGAGCUGUGUUGGAUAUUUUUCUCUCUAAAUUAUAUUAUUCUGGAUUGUCUCUUUUUACAUAGGUCUCGGGAAAAAAAAAAAAAUAAGAGAAUUUUUUUAAAUGAGGUGUCUCUUAUUCAGAUGGAUUUGUCUUAAUUUUUAACUGCAUUGCAUAUUCAUCUCAACUCCAGGAAAAGGCAAAUUUACAACACGUAUGAGAGGUGAAUGUUAAAUACCUCAAAGUCAAACCGAGACAGUGAAGCAGAAAGAAUUUAGGUUACCCCUAGGCUGAAAGCCUGGUAUUAUCAUAUUUUAAUGUAUAAUAAUUAUCAUUCAGUCUGGUUGUUGAAAGCAGAAUUGUUUUUGACCUUCAAGUAUUUUUUGUAGUGAUAUACUUGCAGUUGUGAUAUGCUAAUCUUUUAAUUUAAUUUUUUUUUUUUUAAUAUAUAUAUAUAUAUUUUUUUUUUUUUUUUUCCAGUUUAGUUUUUACAUUUUUGAGAAGGGGGAAUAUGAAGUUGUAAUUAUUUAGGACAAAUAUCCUAGUUUAAUGUCUUUGUUGUAUUUUGCUUUUCUUUACUGGUACAGUUGUACACAACAAUGGUGUCAAGAAUAAUGAUGUAAUAAUUAAGUAGUUAAAAUGGAGAGAGAGUUUACUCCACGUGUGUGGAGUCAGUGACUGACUUAAAUAAUGCAAAUUUAUUAAUGCCGUUGCUACUUCUUUGAACAUCAUGCAAUUUCUACACAACACAGUUAUUUGAGAAAAUGUUCCUGUUCAUGUUCCAAACCAGCUGUGGAGGACUAGAGACCACUCAGUAAGAUCACGAUAACAGAAAAAAAAAAACAACUUUUUGCAUGUAUUUAGAUAACAAUAACCCAAAGACUUCAGAAGUUUAUACAGCACCAUGCAUCCCAGAUUUCUGUUUUCUAGUCUCAGCACCAAACAGAACAGUUUUCCAUAGUAUCGUCAAACAAGAGGGUUAACAUGUUGUGUUUUCGAAUGGGUUUGACAUGGGGGUAAUUUCGGAAAAAAAUAAAAUUUAAAAAAAUCUCAAGUCAUCAAUACCUUUAACCAAAAUGUAUAGUGUAUGGUUCAUGAUUGUGAAAUGUCCAUAAUGAACAUGACAUUUCCAGCUUUGAACAGAACAAGAUUUGCAAGCUCACUGUACAGUAUGUGAGCCAAUUGCAAUAACCAAGACUGAUCAGAGGUCUGAGCGAAAAAAGGCUACAGCUGCUCUUAUCACUUGAUAUAUAGCUUGCAUUAUCAGAAAAGACAGGAUAUAUGAGAAAAUACAAAAAUCAUAUCUGUGUUUUAUUAUGGAGAGAGAACAGUGCAGACAGAGUAUCACAGGUGUUUUGGGAGGCAGUAAACAAACAGCAGACCUCUGUUUCCUUAUAUUGUUGUGAGCGUGAGGAUUUUAUGCAACAAUCAGUAACCUCUCACAACAUGGCAGCAAGAAUUAAAGCCAAUAUCUUGUAUCUCUUGUGUUGGCAAGCGAUUCACACCAACUGCCAGGCUGCACUCAGGUUCCCCCCGAGCAGUGGAAAAGAGCUGAGUGACAAAAAAGAGAUUUGGUAUUAGGCUUAAUAUGGAAGAGAGUUUUUUUUUUUUUUUUUUUUUUUUUUUUUUUUUUAAUAUUAUUAGUCUCUUGAAAAAGCAUCACUCUUUGUGUUUGUCUGUGUACACAACCAUCUACUGACUGGUUUCUGUGAGAGAGCUGCACUUCACAUCAUUGGACCAUGUGCAGCACUAAAGCAUUCCAUUAACACAACAUCAAAUGGGAACAGUGAAUUAAAACAAAUUAGUGUGUGUCUGUUUAGUGUUGGGGCAAUGAUGCGCUUCUUAUGAUCUAACAGCUCUGAGUGAGUGUGUUUUCACAUAAGGUUAUUUUUAAAUUGAUACAAGCUCAGUCUGCACUAAGCAGGCCUGACAAGAGAAGAGUGAGACAGAACCACUGAUCUCUGUUCUGUUCACAUCCACCUUUUCCACCCUUUCCACAAAAAAAAAAAAAAAAAAAAAGAGGGAUCCUUUUUUUUUCUGGAUUGCCUCAGAUCUGGUCGAGUCUCAGUCCAUCAUCUAUGUGCCUCUCUUUUUUUUCCCUUUAUAGUUCUUGGGGAUAACAAGGUUUGUGCUCAUUGAUGUGAAAAGAAACAGCCAAUAUCCAAUAUCAAAAAGGCAUGAAACAGAUAAGACAAUUAUUGAAAUUGAUCAGGGUAAUCAUCAUCUGAAUCUGACAGGUUAAUCAUGGUUUGUUUUCACACACAAGACAAAGAGAGAGAGACAGACAAUGCAGGCUAUUAUUCAUCUCCAGCACACUGAUGUUUGGAAAUGACAUGGUAAUUAUUUCACCCUGGCCUUGAAGGAUGAUCUCACAUCUAUUUUGCCACAAGAUUAACCACAUUUAAAGAUGAACUGAAGUCAGAUCACCUCCCAGUGAGGUCUGUGCUGGAUCCCUUCAGAUGGGUUUGUGUGAAGUAGUUGCUGUCAAUAUGCACAAACAAUCACAGGCUCAUCACUUUCAUCUCACUUGAAAGGUUGAUAAUGAACCAAAUGUGAAAACACCUUGCUUAAUAGCUUGGCCAGGAAACACACACACAUUUCUUCUCUUUUUCUCACUUACAAACACACAUGCCAUAAAUUCUACUGAGGUAAGAGUUAAUUCUAUAUUUCUGCCUACAUUUAUUUUGUAGAACAGCCAAGCACAGUGUAAAAACUGGGUCAUUUAUUUUUUUUUUACUACCUCUAAGCAGUUGUUCACUGUGUUUCAUUAUUUAAUGGCACAGCAAUUACCACCUUAAAGUGAUAUUUAGAUCUGGCCAUGGAUGUGCAUUUGUGUUCACUGUAGUGACAGUGUAAGCAGUGCUCAUUGACAGAAACCCAUGCUAUACCACACAGCUCUAUUAGUGGGUGAUUCCCAGCGCUCCACAGGUUUCUGAAAGGACAGCACAGACAGCUUAAUGUUCAUGCAGUUUAUUGCUUUGUCCUUGAUAGUUGUGAUAUUGUUUUUAUGCCAUUUCAAAAUGCAAUAAAAUUUAAUUUCUCAAGCCAAGCACACUAUUACUGAGGACAAACCCAUAUAAGAGCUUACCUGUAGAGCAAAGACACAUUUGUACAAACCAGCAAGGCUGCUGGUAAAAUAUAACGUUAUGCAUUUCUAGAUUAAAUGAAAAUGAAUUUUGUUUGUUUGUUUGUUUGUUUGUUUGUUUUCAUAUAUAACCAGAUGUGUUUAGGUGGUUGUAUAGCUGAUAAUCCACUUGAUGACAAUAACAAUGUCACUGACAGUUAUGGCAGUGAUUCAGAGUUGAGACUGUUCUGAGCAGCACAGACUUCAGACUGAACUGAACACAUUAAUAUUCUGAUUUCAGAUGCAUCAUUAAGAGGAAGCCUGCUAAUUGUCAAUUACAAACAACAGCAUUGUUUAUUAAUUGUCAUGAGGGCUGUGGUUAUAGACAAAACGUUGCAAACUGCAAAGCUCUGAGCUGAACUGGAUGAGGUAUUCUGAGCUGGAAAGCAGUCAGCAUGUGUCUGAUCGCUGCUGGAAAUCCUGCUAGAUUACAUUUGCUAAAGUUUUGACCUCGGUCCGAGCCCUGUGCGGUCAAAAAGAAAGUAUCAUCUUCAUUUCCUUGUUCUGAAAUCCCUGCUGUUCCAAACAUGCAAACAGAGAAGACGUGGAUAAAUCCUACACAGGCUGCUUCUUUAAAGGUUUAAUUUGGAUUUUAUUCUGACCUAGAGCCUUUUGUAUUACUUAGCACCAGUGUUUUCAACACAUUAUGGGCUCUGGUAGCCUCAAGGUUAGACAAGCUGGCUUGCUGAGCAGUUAAGUAAACACAACCACAUUACAUUUAGUGUAAUGUCUUACUGUUGCACGGCACAGUUAUUUGCAGUGGUAUGGCUCAUUUAGUUGAGAAAACUCUAAUAAGCUCUCAGCUGGACCCUAUAUUGUCCUGUUGUUUACUGGACUCAUCCUCUACUGUAAAAGUUAAGCUAAAUACAGUAACACCCUGUUUAUACACCCAGGCUCCUCAGGAGUUUAGCUGAACACUGAUUGUUUCUCCCCAUGCUGUAUGCUUCCAACAGUGACAUGCACCAUGACCAGGAAAAGUGAAUAUGCCAGUAGAUAAUAUAACUAUUUCAAUGGGAAAUGAGCAACUUCCAUAAUUGAAAAUAAUUGUCCAUCUCUCUGAGAAACAGUAGACAGAUGUAUUUCAGUUUCAUUCUGCAUGGCAUUAAAAAAGUCAGCCUCUGUGCUGCCUUAUUAGAGCAAAUGCAAAUGCUCCAAACUCCUACCGAGCUUGACUUUUAAAAAGGAUAUGCAAGACACACUGCAAGUCCCAUUCAAGCCAAACUUAUAAUGAUAAAACCUAGCAACCCAGGAAGAGGAGCCUGGAAAUACACAAGUAAAAUAUUCCUGAUCCACUCUGAAAGUUCAGCUCGGAAACUGCACUGAAAAGGCCUGAAUACACAUAAAUUUUCCUGUUUCUGUCUAACUCCAGUCAGCCAAUUCUGAAUCAAAGCCCAUGAAGGCUUAUAUUUUGGCAGUUGCGCUGCAUAUUUAUGUUGAUCUGACCAAUUCCACUGUCUGUUUGAAGACUGCAUAGGGAUUGCAGGGCUCAUUCUUUCUCUCAGCCCAAGCAAACAUGGGUCCAGUUGGAACAUGGGCUGAUUUGGGAAAAAAAAAAAAAAAAAAAAAAAAAAACUGUUGGUAUAUUUCUUUUCUUUGUCUCCAUAUGUGCAAGGCAAGAAAGCAGUCUUUGAAGAAAACUUAAUACCAUUUCAGAAAAAUGACUGAGCUUGUGUUGCACCUACCUGAUAGUACUAUUAAUUUUAGAUGUUGUGACAUUUGUGUAAUUUGCAUUGCAGUCUGGAUGGGAUCAUUUUUGAAUGUGAACUUUGGUUAUACAUGAGAAAUAAAACUUUUGUCUCAACUGCCAGGGGGUUAUCAUAGCAGACGCAUGAGAUAGUGUCAUUAUCUGAUGGGAUUUUUUUUUUUUUAUUAUUUUACUAAAAUUUUUUUUGAUGAUUCAUAUAAAUAAAAUUUUGACCUAUGCCUGGCUACAAGUUCACAGAGCUCUCUUCAGUGGGAUUGUUCACAAGUGGAGGGAGACAUCAUGCUAUUUGAGUCCCUGCAUUGUAAAGGAUUGUUGGUUCAUAUGUAUUUUCUUGAUGAAAAAAAGUGUGUGCUCAUAUUUAAGACUGAUAAUAAUAAAAUGUUGUAUCUUAA